Messenger RNA from Nematostella vectensis (starlet sea anemone), 2314 nucleotides. RefSeq lists its product as uncharacterized. The coding region runs from base 170 to 1915 and encodes 581 amino acids. The record is from RefSeq and is a predicted model, not a curated record. The transcript has 6 exons. NCBI's taxonomy places the organism in Eukaryota, Metazoa, Cnidaria, Anthozoa, Actiniaria, Edwardsiidae. Gene Ontology annotation, molecular function: protein binding.
UGCGCUGCAUUUGUCCAAACACUCCAAUGAAUUGAUUCGAAUAGUUUUACGUAGACGAUUAGAUUUAGAUUUUAGUUAUGUUUUGAGUAAGUCUUCAAACAAAUCGCACAUCACUUUCGUUAGGUGGGCAGGGAUUUCGAAGGCCCUCUGGCCACUCCAGUUUAAAAUAAUGGUUGUCAAAACUGAUCAAGAAACCAAACUUCAUGCGGGGAUUCGUCUUAAUGACUUAUCUAUGGUUCGAGCUGCUCUCGACGAGGGUUUCGAUCCAAACGCACUUGGGCCGUAUGGAUGGACUUCUCUGCAUGAAGCUGCAAGUGUAGGAAGCUCUAAACUAGCCAUAACCCUCCUUAGGAACGGAGGAAACCCUAAUAUACAAGACGGAUUGGGGAAAAGUACGGCGCUUCACUUAGCGGCGAAAAAUGGACAUUUGAAAAUAAUUCAAGUUUUAUUGGACGGUGGCGCCAAGCUAAACCUGCGGAAUGUCGAAGGCAAGAUAGCAGAAGAUGUAGCUUUGGAUGAUGAGUGUAGACAAUAUCUUCAAAGGAAACGAACUGAGCUAUGCGUCAGGAAUGAACCUUCUGAGAGUUCCAGUGUACAUAAGCUUUAUGGUAGGAAAAGCCACAACUCUCUUUCCCAAGAGUCCUCUGUAGAUUCAUCACACUGGAACACAUCACACGCUGGCUAUUCCUCCACAUCCUCUGGUGAAAAUAUGGGUGGUAUUGGCCAAGGUUCCAUCAAAAUUGCAUUUGAAUACAACAGGAGAUAUGCAUCUUUGAAGAUUAAACUCCAGGAGAUCAAAGAUCUUAUGCUACCAACUGAUCAUAACUACAGCACCCUCUAUGUGAAAACCUACUUAUUGCCAGACAAGGAGAAGAAAACAAAGAGAAAGUCUGAAGAAAUUAAGAUAGAAAGUUCCUAUCAGGACUCCUUUUUAUCCCGUGGCAGUAGUGCCAGCUCUGACUGUAGUACUGAUAGCGAGGGCGGCAUGAAAAGCAGAAAAGUCUCAGAGAAGCUCAAAGCUGCAUUGAGGAAGAGACAUCUACCAACAACACUUCCCAACAGAUCAAAAACCACAUUCUUUGGUGGAAUCAGCACCCGUAUUGAUGAUAUGAUAGUCUAUGAUGGGCAUACGAUGCAUCAAUCUGACUUAGCAAAGUCUGUGAUUAGCCUUGCUGUGUGUGGUCAUAAUCGUUGGACAGGACAGGCCCAGACCAUUGGUAUGUUGAGCAUUCCGGUGGCAGUUGCAGUGAAGAAGUUACUCCCCCAGUGGUACCCCCUGAGCUACCAGAUUGUGAUUCCUGAGCCCCUCAACCCGCAAGAGAAAGUAUCACAGUUGAACAAGUCCUUUGAGUCUGAGAAAGGAGGGGCCUACACUGGACGGAGUCUUGCAUGGAACGGCAGUGUAUCAUCGUCCUCAUCCUGUGGUAUGAAAACCACUGUCACAAUUGUAUCUGAUGCAGCUGAGGGUAACCAGGCAUUGAGGGGAGGCAAGCCCCCCCUCCCCUCCGAGAGAAAGACACGAAAGCACUCAUCCAAAGCAGCCAAAUUCUUGAAAUCAGACAAAAUUUUCAAGGGAAGGCGUGCUAGCCAGAAAUCAUCAUCUUCAGAGUGUAUGUCUAUUGGUGGAGAUGAUAGCGGAGACUUUAGAAGCUCAGCAUCCAAUUUGAGCUGGGCGGAGCCAGACACUGUUUCAACGACUGAGAACAGCCCUCUAGAAUGGAGAACUGAGGCUGAAGUAUCUUCUCGUCCAGCGCUUAAGUACAGUCGCGCCUUUACUGGAGGUGCUCAGGUACCAAGGCGGGGCAUGUUGAGGGAACCUGAGAUGUCAGUAGAGGAGGUGGAAGAAGUGAGUCCGUUUGAAGUAUUGAAAUCCCCAGCAGUAGCAUCUCGCCAUUCACUUAUGGUGUCUUCCUAGCACUCUCACAUAGUGGUGGCUUAUUUUAUAAAUAACAAUUUUAAUAUUUGUUUUCAAGCAUUGUAGAUAUAUAUUGGUGUAAAUGUGGGUGUAAAUACUUACCAAAAUAACGUUUUUCCUGUUUUUAAUUGAGGUUAGAUUUUUUUUUCUUUUAGAUAUAAUAAUAUAAAUUGUAAGGUGAUCUUGGCUCACCAUCCAGCUCAUAGCUGUCAGAUAUAAUAAUAUAAAUUGUAAGGUGAUCUUGGCUCACCAUCCAGCUCAUAGCUGUCAGAUAUAAUAAUAUAAAUUGUAAGGUGAUCUUGGCUCACCAUCCAGCUCAUAGCUGUCAAGCGCCAUUUUCACAGCAGUUUUUUUUAGAAAAGUGUGUCCACUAAUAAAGAGAAGCAUUUGGGAUGUCUA